AGGUCCCGAUCUCAGGAAGACAGCCGGCUUCGCGAGCGGGGCGCCGGCAUCUGCGGGAAGCGGCGCUGCCCCGUGGACACGUUCCUCGCGCGGAAGCCUCCCCGCUGCCCGCAGGCCGGGCCCCGACCUUCGUGAGCCGGCACCGGCGCGCGGGUCUGCGACUGGCACCGCCUGGUCCCCCUCCCCUGGGCCCGCAUUGCUAGGCAGACCCGUCGUGGAGAACAGCAAAGGACGUCUGCAUCUUUGUUGUGUAAACUGACCACAGCCUCCAAUGGAGGGGGCCUCGAGAAGUUGUCCCGCGUGGAAUCCAGAAAGUACAUGCAGGAAGCAGAGCGCGGGACGAGUCUCACUCGGUGCCCCCGUGAGAAGCAGAGGACUCCUUUGGCUGCAGGGUUCCUGGAGCGAGAGAAGGUCAUCACUUCCCUCCUGGACGUGGGUUUCAGUGAUGUCCACGUUAACGAAUUGCUCCGUCUGCGGCCAAGUCCGCACCCUCAACAGUUGUUGGACAUCAUUACAGAAUUACUACUCUUGGGUUUGAACCCAGAGCCUGUGUACGUGGCCUUGAAAAAAAGUCCUCAGUUGUUGAAACUGCCUCUAAUGCACGUGAGGAAGCGCUCCAGUUACCUGCGAAAGCUUGGUCUUGGAGAAGGGAAACUAAAGACGGUGCUUCUCUGUUGCCCUCAAAUCCUCACCAUGCAUCAGAGGGACAUUGACAGCAUUGUUGGUGUUCUCAAGGAGAAAUGUCUUUUCACGGUACAACAGGUGGCCAGGAUUUUGCACAGAUGCCCCUAUGUUCUUCAGGAGGACCCCGGUGAACUGGAAUACAAAUUCCAGUAUGCCUAUUUUAGGAUGGGGGUCAAACACGCGGACGUGGUGCGGACUGACUUCCUGCAGUACUCCAUAACCAAGAUCAAGCAGAGACAUGUGUUCCUCGAGCGCCUAGGACGGUACCAGACCCCCGAUAAGAAGGGUCAGACACAGGUCCCCAACCCUUUACUUAAGGACAUUCUCAGAGUCUCAGAAGCUGAGUUUCUGGCCAGGACAGCCUGUUCUUCCGCUGAGGAGUUUGAAGUUUUCAAGAAGCUCUUUGCUCGGGAGGAGGAGGAGGGGUCGGCGAGCCACGUGCCUGACAACAAAAGCUGGAGUCUGGACGAGGAGGCUGAGGAGGAGGAGGAGGAGGAGGAGUGACGGAGGGACCGGCAUGAAGAGCCCGCAGAUACCAAAGAGUAUUAUAAUUUUCUCAAAGCUUUUGAGAGCUUCGCUCGGAUCUUCUCAGGUUAUUUUUCCUUCUAAAAACUGGUCUUCUGUUGAAACAUUAUUAUAAAUCACCUGAGAGGUGGGUCAGACUGAAUAGGAGCUGCGUUAGUUUGAUCCGUUGUCAGGUCUCUGUGGGGCGGGCCCUCUUCCCUCCUGCAUGGAGGACAGACUCUGAGCUGCUAGAGUCAGGGGGCUCAACACCUCAGCCUUUGGUUUUGGUUUUUCUCUGUUGAUGUGUGAUAACUCCGUGACAGUGAGUGGGGAACCGGGUUCCUUCCUCUGGUUCAGGAGUCAUCUUACGUUUCCUUGUAGUGAUAAAGAUAAAACUAUGAGCAGGCACGGAGGUUUUAGUACAUCACAGCACUUUAUUUUAUGAAAACAAGUAGCAGGUUUUCCACAAAAACACUCGUGUUUUUAAUCCACAAAUACUGCUUUCGGUGUACAGCAUUGUCAAGGAAGGUGUUUAGUGAUGGUUUCAUUUUGCAGAGCUGCUUAAAGCCAGCCUAGUGUUGGGGGACUUUUCUUUCUGUGAGGAAUGGGCCCUGGCUCUGACCUUUCAGGGAUGUCGGCUUUCACGCCAGCUCCUGGCCGGCGGGCCGUCUGCGGGCCCGCGCUCUCUGGCGGUCAGUGGGUGCUGCCCUGGAGCGUGCCAGAACAGGAGGGGGCUGGGGGCAUCUCAUGGUUGUGGCUUCUGAGACCAGAGGAGACGAGCCCUUGUGCAGGGUCUGUGAGCGGGGUGGGGCCUGGUGUCAUUCAGGGGGCUCCCGGGACACUGUGGUUGUGGGAGUCCCCUUGGGGAACCCAGGGGGCCGGAGGGGUGACUUAAAAAGUCGGGUCGGGGUGGAAUUUGAAUUAGUCAUCUCUGAGGUAGAGGCCCAGCCCUCAUGGCGUGGGCUCUGUGAGGGAGUACUGGUGCACCCCAGAACGUCCUGUGUGUCCCUUCCUUGGAGGGAGCUGACACAUGGUUGAUGAUACAGAAAGCAUUUUUGGUGAUGUAACCAAAGUCCAGGUCUCGGCAGCAUUUUAACAACUAGGUAAAACUGCUUGGCCUGAUUUUUCCCACAGAGACCGUGUAAGAACCCUGUCAGGCAGCAGCUCCCGCCUGGAGUGAUCUUGACCCCAGGGAACAUCCAGCAACAUAGGAGGACAUUUUUGGUUCUUAGGACCGAGGGAGGGCACCGUGGGGAUCCAGCAGCUGGUGGCUGGGCUGCCGUGAGCCAUCCUGCUGUGUACAGGAUGGCCUCAAGCAGAACGAUGCAGCCUGAAUUGUCACCAGUGCAGAGGCUGAGGAACUGCCCGAAGGCCUUGGUUCACGAGAACGUCAGGUUGGAAGCAGGCCUACAUUGCUUAUAUUUCUUUUAUUUAAAAGAAAGUAAAUAGCUGAGUUUUUAAGUUCCUUUCCCGUGUGCACUGAAGUGCUGCUGGUAGGUUUGAGCUGUGUUUACUGUGGGGACUCAGCACUGAGGUGCAGAUGCUUUUGUUUCCUCUGGGCUCAUGUUCGAGCAUGACAGUAAAGAGAAAGACAUUUUCUGCAAAAGAAAAGUAGCUCAGUGAAUCCCUGUGCAUCCGAGUGAGAUGUCCAGCGGGAGGAGUCCUGGCUGAGGGAGGUGCCUGUUGGAUUUGCUGGUGGGAGAGCAGUGGGGUUGGCACAGGUCUCCUCCUCUGCCUCUGUGUCAGCCCACAUGCAAUGGGAAGGAAGUCUUUGUCUUUACUGGUUUUUUGGCCGUGGGCAAAAUUAUUGAAAACAAAGGCAUUUCAGUCUUUCAUUUACUCUUCAUUUUGUGGCAUCCCAGGUGACUGGCACUUUCCCUGGAACUUCAGAUGGGUUCUUGUGUCCAGUUGGGGGGACUAAGGAGAAUUAUAAAUUUGCAUGAUUGAAUGUCUAAUUUAGCAACUCAUGAUUGCUCCUUUCAUUUUGCUACAGAAAUAAAUUUUUAUGCACCUGA
This is a messenger RNA of Zalophus californianus (California sea lion), 3203 nucleotides long. It is a transcript of the gene MTERF4, whose product is annotated as mitochondrial transcription termination factor 4. Lineage: Eukaryota; Metazoa; Chordata; Mammalia; Carnivora; Otariidae. Gene Ontology annotation, molecular function: double-stranded DNA binding. Gene Ontology annotation, cellular component: mitochondrion. The record is from RefSeq and is a predicted model, not a curated record. The coding region runs from base 319 to 1188 and encodes 289 amino acids. The transcript has 4 exons. Gene Ontology annotation, biological process: mitochondrial ribosome assembly; regulation of DNA-templated transcription.